Molecule: messenger RNA, 4187 nt
Organism: Hypanus sabinus (Atlantic stingray)
Lineage: Eukaryota; Metazoa; Chordata; Chondrichthyes; Myliobatiformes; Dasyatidae
Product: neurofilament medium polypeptide-like
Exons: 4
Coding region: 1-4176 (1391 amino acids)
Source: RefSeq, a predicted model, not a curated record
AUGAAGCAGCCACAUCGUGCAGUCGAGGAGGUUGAGGAGAGUGCAGUAGAGGAGGUUGAGGAGAGUGCAGUCGAGGAGGUUGAGGAGAGUGCCGUCGAGGAGGUUGAGGAGGGUGCAGUCGAGGAGGUUGAGGAGAGUGCAGUCGAGGAGGUUGAGGAGAGUGCAGUCGAAGAGGUUGAGGAGGGUGCAGUCGAAGAGGUUGAGGAGAGUGCAGUCGAAGAGGUUGAGGAGAGUGCAGUCGAGGAGGUUGAGGAGGGUGCAGUCGAGGAGGUUGAGGAGAGUGCAGUCGAGGAGGUUGAGGAGAGUGCCGUCGAGGAGGUUGAGGAGGGUGCCGUCGAGGAGGUUGAGGAGAGUGCAGUCGAGGAGGUUGAGGAGAGUGCAGUCGAGGAGGUUGAGGAGGGUGCAGUCAAAGAGGUUGCGGGGAGUGCAGUCGAGGAGAUUGAGGAGAGUGCAGUCGAAGAGGUUGAGGAGGGUGCAGUCGAAGAGGUUGAGGAGAGUGCAGUCGACGAGGUUGAGGAGAGUGCAGUCGAGGAGGUUGAGGAGAGUGCAGUCGAGGAGGUUGAGGAGAGUGCCGUCGAGGAGGUUGAGGAGGGUGCAGUCGAAGAGGUUGAGGAGGGUGCAGUCGAGGAGGUUGAGGAGAGUGCAGUCGAGGAGGUUGAGGAGGGUGCAGUCGAAGAGGUUGAGGAGAGUGCCGUCGAGGAGGUUGAGGAGGGUGCCGUCGAGGAGGUUGCGGAGAGUGCAGUCGAGGAGGUUGAGGAGAGUGCAGUAGAGGAGGUUGAGGAGAGUGCCGUCGAGGAGGUUGAGGAGGGUGCCGUCGAGGAGGUUGAGGAGAGUGCAGUCGAGGAGGUUGAGGAGAGUGCAGUCGAGGAAGUUGCGGAGAGUGCAGUCGAGGCGGUUGAGGAGGGUGCAGUCGAAGAGGUUGAGGAGAGUGCAGUCGAGGCGGUUGAGGAGGGUGCAGUCGAAGAGGUUGAGGAGAGUGCAGUCGAAGAGGUUGCGGAGAGUGCAGUCGAGGAGGUUGAGGAGGGUGCAGUCGAGGAGGUUGAGGAGGGUGCAGUCGAGGAUGUUGCAGAGAGUGCAGUCGAGGAGGUUGAGGAGGGUGCAGUCAAAGAGGUUGCGGGGAGUGCAGUCGAGGAGAUUGAGGAGAGUGCAGUCGAAGAGGUUGAGGAGGGUGCAGUCGAAGAGGUUGAGGAGAGUGCAGUCGACGAGGUUGAGGAGAGUGCAGUCGAGGAGGUUGAGGAGGGUGCAGUCGAGGAGGUUGAGGAGAGUGCAGUCGAAGAGGUUGCGGAGAGUGCAGUCGAGGAGGUUGAGGCUAGUGCAGUCGAGGAGGUUGAGGAGGGUGCAGUCGAGGAGGUUGAGGAGAGUGCAGUCGAAGAGGUUGCGGAGAGUGAAGUCGAGGAGGUUGAGGAGAGUGCAGUAGAGGAGGUUGAGGAGAGUGCCGUCGAGGAGGUUGAGGAGGGUGCCGUCGAGGAGGUUGAGGAGGGUGCAGUCGAAGAGGUUGAGGAGGGUGCAGUCGAGGAGGUUGAGGCUAGUGCAGUCGAGGAGGUUGAGGAGGGUGCAGUCGAGGAGGUUGAGGAGGGUGCAGUCGAAGAGGUUGAGGAGGGUGCAGUCGAGGAGGUUGAGGCUAGUGCAGUCGAGGAGGUUGAGGAGGGUGCAGUCGAGGUGGUUGAGGAGAGUGCAGUUGAGGCGGUUGAGGAGGGUGCAGUCGAGGAGGUUGAGGAGAGUGCAGUCAAAGAGGUUGAGGAGAGUGCAGUCAAAGAGGUUGAGGAGGGUGCAGUCGAGGAGGUUGAGGAGAGUGCAGUCGAAGAGGUUGAGGAGGGUGCAGUCGAGGAGGUUGAGGAGAGUGCAGUCGAAGAGGUUGCGGAGAGUGCAGUCGAGGAGGUUGAGGAGGGUGCAGUCGAGGAGGUUGAGGAGGGUGCAGUCGAGGAUGUUGCAGAGAGUGCAGUCGAGGAGGUUGAGGAGGGUGCAGUCAAAGAGGUUGCGGGGAGUGCAGUCGAGGAGAUUGAGGAGAGUGCAGUCGAAGAGGUUGAGGAGGGUGCAGUCGAGGAGGUUGAGGAGAGUGCAGUCGAGGCGGUUGAGGAGGGUGCAGUCGAAGAGGUUGAGGAGAGUGCAGUCGAAGAGGUUGCGGAGAGUGAAGUCGAGGAGGUUGAGGAGAGUGCAGUCGAGGAGGUUGAGGAGAGUGCAGUCGUGGAGGUUGAGGAGAGUGCAGUCGAAGAGGUUGCGGAGAGUGCAGUCGAGGAGGUUGAGGCUAGUGCAGUCGAGGAGGUUGAGGAGGGUGCAGUCGAGGAGGUUGAGGAGGGUGCAGUCGAAGAGGUUGAGGAGAGUGCAGUCGAAGAGGUUGCGGAGAGUGAAGUCGAGGAGGUUGAGGAGAGUGCAGUAGAGGAGGUUGAGGAGAGUGCCGUCGAGGAGGUUGAGGAGAGUGCCGUCGAGGAGGUUGAGGAGGGUGCCGUCGAGGAGGUUGAGGAGGGUGCAGUCGAAGAGGUUGAGGAGGGUGCAGUCGAGGAGGUUGAGGCUAGUGCAGUUGAGGAGGUUGAGGAGGGUGUAGUCGAGGAGGUUGAGGAGGGUGCAGUCGCAGAGGUUGAGGAGGGUGCAGUCGAGGAGGUUGAGGCUAGUGCAGUCGAGGAGGUUGAGGAGAGUGCAGUUGAGGCGGUUGAGGAGGGUGCAGUCGAGGAGGUUGAGGAGAGUGCAGUCGAGGAGGUUGAGGAGAGUGCAGUCGACGAGGUUGAGGAGAGUGCAGUCGAAGAGGUUGCGGAGAGUGCAGUCGAGGAGGUUGAGGAGGGUGCAGUCGAGGAGGUUGAGGAGAGUGCAGUCAAAGAGGUUGAGGAGAGUGCAGUCAAAGAGGUUGCGGAGAGUGCAGUCGAGGAGGUUGAGGAGAGUGCAGUCGAAGAGGUUGAGGAGGGUGCAGUCGAGGAGGUUGAGGAGAGUGCAGUCGAAGAGGUUGCGGAGAGUGCAGUCGAGGAGGUUGAGGAGGGUGCAGUCGAGGAGGUUGAGGAGGGUGCAGUCGAGGAGGUUGAGGAGAGUGCAGUCAAGGAUGUUGCAGAGAGUGCAGUCGAGGAGGUUGAGGAGGGUGCAGUCGAGGAGGUUGAGGAGAGUGCAGUCGAGGAGGUUGAGGAGGGUGCAGUCAAAGAGGUUGCGGGGAGUGCAGUCGAGGAGAUUGAGGAGAGUGCAGUCGAAGAGGUUGAGGAGGGUGCAGUCGAAGAGGUUGAGGAGAGUGCAGUCGAAGAGGUUGAGGAGAGUGCAGUCGAGGAGGUUGAGGAGGGUGCAGUCGAGGAGGUUGAGGAGAGUGCCGUCGAGGAGGUUGAGGAGGGUGCAGUCGAAGAGGUUGAGGAGGGUGCAGUCGAGGAGGUUGAGGCUAGUGCAGUCGAGGAGGUUGAGGAGGGUGCAGUCGAGGAGGUUGAGGAGAGUGCAGUCGAGGCAGUUGAGGAGGGUGCAGUCGAAGAGGUUGAGGAGAGUGCAGUCGAAGAGGUUGAGGAGGGUGCAGUCGAGGCGGUUGAGGAGAGUGCAGUCGAGGAGGUUGAGGAGAGUGCAGUCGAGGAGGUUGAGGAGAAUGCAGUCAAAGAGGUUGCAGAGAGUGCAGUCGAGGAGGUUGAGGAGAGUGCAGUCGAGGAGGUUGAGGAGAGUGCAGUCGAAGAGGUUGCGGAGAGUGCAGUCGAGGAGGUUGAGGAGGGUGCAGUCGAGGAGGUUGAGGAGGGUGCAGUCGAGGAGGUUGAGGAGGGUGCAGUCGAGGAGGUUGCGGAGAGUGAAGUCGAGGAGGUUGAGGAGAGUGCAGUCGAGGAGGUUGAGGAGAGUGCAGUCAAAGAGGUUGCGGAGAGUGCAGUCGAGGAGGUUGAGGAGAGUGCAGUCGAGGAGGUUGAGGAGAGUGCAGUCGAGGAGGUUGCGGAGAGUGAAGUCGAGGAGGUUGAGGAGAGUGCAGUCGAGGAGGUUGAGGAGAGUGCAGUCGACGAGGUUGAGGAGAGUGCAGUCGAGGAGGUUGAGGAGAGUGCAGUCGAGGAGGUUGAGGAGAGUGCAGUCGAGGAGGUUGAGGAGGGUGCAGUCGAAGAGGUUGCGGAGAGUGCAGUCGAGGAGGUUGAGGAGGGUGCAGUCGAGGAGGUUGAGGAGGGUGCAGUCGAGGAGGUUGAGGAGAGUGCAGUUGAGGAGGCUGAGAAGGGUUCAGUCGAGGAGGUUGAGGAGUGCACUUGAGGAGGCUGAGG